GUGACAAUCCAGCUACUGAUUGAAUGCAUUUAUUUUGUUACCAACACCUCCAAUCAUAUGAUGGAUCCUCUUCAAAUCAACGAUUUCACCCCGUCAAGAGAUCGUCAGAAACUUCUACGAGAACAGGAAGUGCUUGAUCAGGAACAAAUCGGUUUCGAUCUUCUUGCUGAGGAUACGAUGACAGCUGUGCUACAUAAUAAUCCGAAACUUCUGGAAAAAUAUGUAAAAACACCACAUAUUGAGCGUUUUGUGGAACUUGUACGGAACAAUCGUUUGGGAAAGUGA
Messenger RNA from Cylicostephanus goldi, 285 nucleotides. The record is from the annotation of a GenBank genome assembly. NCBI's taxonomy places the organism in Eukaryota, Metazoa, Nematoda, Chromadorea, Rhabditida, Strongylidae.